Molecule: messenger RNA, 2654 nt
Organism: Jatropha curcas
Lineage: Eukaryota; Viridiplantae; Streptophyta; Magnoliopsida; Malpighiales; Euphorbiaceae
Gene: PRH75
Product: DEAD box RNA helicase (PRH75)
Molecular function (GO): ATP binding; RNA binding; RNA helicase activity
Source: RefSeq, a predicted model, not a curated record
CUAACGUUUCCUCUUCCUCUUGCUCUCCUGCUUCUGCAACUCACUGCCAAAACCCUAUGUAGCAGGAGAAAUCGCACAACUCUCAACCCUCUUUUCCUCACCUCACAAUCUAUAUACACACACACGAUUAUAUUCUAAGCUCUAUUUGUUUCACUCUAAAAUAUCAUGCCAUCUAUAGCUCUGGCCAAUAAUUCAUCCGAUUCUAAGGACAAGAAAGAGAGGAAGAUGAAGAAGAGAAUAGUUCUGCAAACUUCAUUGCCUGACUCUGAAACUCCAGGCAAGAAGAAGAGUUUGAUGGUCUCUGAUGCUGAAGAGGAAAUAUUUUCGGAGAAGCAGAAGAAGAAAGAGAAGAAGAAGCGAAAAGCUGUAGAUACCGAGCCUGAAGAUGAAGAAAAAAGCGAGACGAGCUCGGAGCUAGUAGAGCCGGUGAGUUUGAAGGCUGAUAAGUCGAAGAAGAAGAAUAAAAAGGCAAAACUUGAUGAAGAUGAGGAGGAAGAGGGAGAGAGAGAAGUAGCUAAGGCUGAGGAUCCCAAUGCGACUUCGAAGUUUCGAAUAUCACUGCCUCUUAGAGAGAAGCUUAAAUCCAGAGGGAUAGAGGCGUUGUUCCCAAUUCAAGCCAUGACCUUCAAUGAUAUUCUUGAUGGGUGUGACUUAGUUGGGCGUGCACGGACUGGUCAGGGUAAAACUCUGGCUUUUGUACUGCCUAUUUUAGAGUCUCUUACAAAUGGGCCUGCAAAAGCAUCGAGAAAGACCGGUUAUGGCAGGCCACCAAGCGUGUUGGUUCUUCUACCCACCAGAGAAUUAGCCUGUCAGGUGUAUGAUGACUUCAAAGUUUAUGGCGAGGCAUUGGGUUUGACAACUUGCUGUUUAUAUGGCGGAGCUUCAUACCAUCCUCAAGAGACGAGCUUAAAGAGAGGGGUGGAUGUAGUUGUUGGAACACCAGGCCGCAUAAAGGAUCACAUAGAGAGGGGCAAUAUUGACUUGAGCUUACUCAAGUUUCGGGUCCUUGAUGAGGCUGAUGAAAUGUUGAGGAUGGGCUUUGUUGAAGACGUUGAACUUAUUCUUGGAAAAGUUGAGGAUGUAAGCAAAGUUCAGACGCUUCUCUUCAGUGCCACUUUACCAGAUUGGGUGAAACAUAUUUCUACUAGAUUUCUUAAACCAUCUAAGAAAACCAUAGAUCUUGUUGGCAAUGAGAAAAUGAAGGCUAGUACCAAUGUGAGGCACAUUGUUCUACCCUGUUCUGCUUCAGCAAUAUCGCAGCUUAUUCCAGAUAUAAUUCGUUGUUAUAGCAGCGGAGGGCGUACAAUUAUUUUCACAGAGAAAAGGGAAUCUGCAAAUGAGCUUGCUGGUUUAUUGCAUGGAGCACGGGCUUUACAUGGGGAGAUACAACAGUCUCAACGCGAGGUCACCCUUUCUGGGUUCAGGUCAGGCAAAUUCAUGACAUUGGUAGCUACAAAUGUGGCUGCUCGGGGACUGGAUAUAAAUGAUGUGCAAUUGAUCAUCCAGUGUGAACCUCCGCGUGAUGUAGAAGCUUAUAUACAUAGAUCUGGACGCACAGGAAGAGCAGGCAAUACUGGAGUUGCUGUAAUGCUCUAUGAUCCAAGAAGGUCUAAUAUAUCAAAAAUUCAAAGAGAAUCUGGUGUAAAAUUUGAGCACAUUACGGCCCCUCAGGCUGCUGAUAUUGCGAAAGCUGUUGGUGUAGAAGCAGCGGAAAAAAUAACUCAAGUUUCUGACAGUGUGGUCCCUGCAUUCAUGUCUGCUGCAGAGGAUCUGUUGAAUAACUCGGGUUUGUCAGCUGUAGAACUACUUGCAAAAGCCCUUGCCAAGACUGCUGGUUACACCGACAUAAAGAGCAGAUCACUUCUAACAUCGAUGGAGAACCAUGUUACAUUACUCCUUGAAGCUGGAAAACCUAUCUACACGCCAUCAUUUGCUUUUGGUAUCUUGAGGAGAUUUUUGCCUGAGGACAAGGUUGAGUCAGUGAAGGGUAUGUCCCUUACUGCUGAUGGCAACGGUGCAGUGUUUGAUGUGGCUGCAUCAGAUGUGGAUGCAUUUCUUGCUGGUCAGGAAAAUGCUGCUAAUGUCAGCUUAGAGGUGUUAAAAGAAUUGCCUUCCUUACAAGAAAAAGACCAAUCAAGGGGAAGGUUUGGUGGUGGAGGCCGAGGACGGGGUGGCUUUAAUGAUAGGAGUGGUGGUAAUAGGUUCUCAGGGGGCAGAGGUGGUAGGGGUGGAGGAUUUUCUGAUAGAAGAAAUAGCUUUGGCGGAAGAGGUCGCAGCAAUGGGAACAGAUGGUGAAGGACCAUAAAUUUAUCUCAGUUCAUGGGUGAUUUUUUUAGCAUUUCUUAACAUAAUGGCUACCGGGUGAAGCAUUUUCUGAUAAUGAAGAAAAUAUGCAAUUAUACGGUCUGGAUUUUGUUAAUAUAGGAUUUGUAUUUUCUUUUUGGGUGCUCCCUUGGCCUUAAGGGUCCUUUUUUUUUGAAAUCUUAUUUGUUCUUUAGUCCUAUUAUUUUAAACUUAUUAGGAUAAGCCAAUAUGUUUAUUUGAUUUUCUGGGGAAUUUUGCUGUCUCCCCAUGUGUUUGAACUAUGCUGGAAAAGACUAAGAUGCUACAAGAUGUAUUUCUAUUAUUAUUAUUUAUUUGAAAUGAAUUUUUAA